Messenger RNA from Osmerus eperlanus (European smelt), 3478 nucleotides. It is a transcript of the gene gng12a, whose product is annotated as guanine nucleotide binding protein (G protein), gamma 12a. Gene Ontology annotation, molecular function: G-protein beta-subunit binding. Bases 181 to 399 code for a protein of 72 amino acids. Gene Ontology annotation, cellular component: heterotrimeric G-protein complex. Gene Ontology annotation, biological process: G protein-coupled receptor signaling pathway. NCBI's taxonomy places the organism in Eukaryota, Metazoa, Chordata, Actinopteri, Osmeriformes, Osmeridae. The record is from RefSeq and is a predicted model, not a curated record. The transcript is spliced from 3 exons.
UUGGUGUGGGUCAGCUGGUGUAGUUCUAAAUGUCUCCUUUUAAAGGUGUGAUUAUUGAUUAUGAGUAUAUCGUAUAUCGAAUGCAUCAGCUCAGCUUGAUUUGUCUGCUUUGCACAGGUCCACGUCAGAUUGACUUGCUAAGGAGAGACUGAGAGCUUAGAAAAGAGAGAGGAGGCAGUGAUGUCGUCCAAGCCCCCCAGCUCCAGCAGCGUGAACCAGGCCAGGAGAACUGUACAGCAGCUCAGGGUGGAGGCUGGCAUCGAGAGGAUAAAGGUGUCCAAGGCCUCUGCAGACCUCAUGCAUUACUGCACAGAACACGGCAAAUACGACCCCCUCCUCAUGGGCAUCCCCACCUCAGAGAACCCCUUCAAGGAGAAGAAGCCCUGCAGCAUCCUCUAGUCCUCACUGUGUCUGCUAGCAUCCGGCUAGCAUCCGGCUAGCUGGCUGGUUGGCUGGCAAGUUAGCCUUCUGGCUGGUUAGCUGGCUGGCUGGCUGGCUGGUUGGUUAGCUAGCUGGUUGGCUGGCUGGCAAGUUAGCUUGCUGGCUGAUUGGCUAGCUGGCUGGUUGGUUGGCUGGUUAGCUUGCUGGUUAGCUGGAUGGCUAGCUGGCUGGCUCACUGCUUAGCUGGCUAGUUAACUUGCUGGCUAAUUGGUUGGUUGGUUAGCUGGCUGGCUAGCUGGUUAGCUUGCUGGUUAGCUUGCUGGUUAGCUUGCUGGUUAGCUUGCUGGUUAGCUUGCUGAUUAGCUAGCUGGUUAGCUUGCUGGUUAGCUUGCUGGUUAGCUGUCUGAAUGGUUGGCUUUUUCAUGUUCCUUUCUGUAUUUUUAUUUUUAAUUAUUAUUAUUAUUUGGAAAGAACUGUGAUCUUAACAUUAUCACUCCAUUGAGUCUCUGUAGGCCCAACCCUUCUGGUAAACUCAUCAUGUGUAGCUUUGUAAGGUCUGGUCCUUGAAGUCACAAACUAUGAGACAGUGACCGUUAAAGGUACAAUCUGUGACACCUCCCCCCUCCCACACACGCACACCACCACCACACGCACACCACCACCACACACACACCACCACCACACACACACCACCACCACACACACACCACCACCAGACAUACGCGCAUGCACACACACAUAGGUGCACUCCGCCUCAAUUUACAAUGUCCGUCGUUAUUUAUGUGUUAUUGCAAUUAAUUUUUACUAAUGUUUUGAACCAUUUUCUUGAUGCAUCCUUUUUGUGAGCUUGCUAGCACAAUUCCAACUUUUCUACUGCAACUAGACCAGCUGCCCUCGUCACUCGAGACUGUGUAUACCAUGAAAACAAGAAAAGCCUUACCGUGUCUUUGACAUCAAGAUCUUAACUAGUUAGCUCUCUGUGAAAGGGGUGGGGGGGGGGAGUAUUUGGAGAGGGAAGUUGGGAUUUGCAAACAAACCUGUUUCCCAAUCUUCUACCAGGGCGUUUGUUGACAAACAGUCCCUUGCUCCCCCCCCCCCCCUCCCCCCCCCCCACACACACACACACACACAGGUGAUCCAGGAGAGCAGAUUAUGAGAACCUGGUGUUAGAUUGUUUGUUUGUUUGUUUGUUGAGAUCUACCAAGGUUUCCGCAACAGCGGUCUCCAGGCCGACCGGUCAUGAGUGAUCCUGUCAGAAGUUGUUAUUAGUUUCCACGGAAACCCUCUCCCUCCUGACCGCGGUGCCCCUUCGCGUGAAGGACAAAAAGUGUUCCAGGGAAGAACCUUGACUGUAGACAGCAGAGUGGUUGUUUGUUUCUUGAAGUGCAGGGUUGGGCCCUUCUGUAGAACUCUAUCAAGGGUGUUUUACAAGAUGGGUGCAGGUGAUAUUGUGCCUGUAGCGUGUCACACGCUCAAAACGUCAGCGGGAGCUUCAGCAGUGUCAUCAUCACAUGUGUGUGAUUUCACCCCUGUGAAUCAGUGUGUUAAAGUACUGAUUUGGAGUUGACAGUAUGCCAUAGCAGAACCAGUGGUGCCGUUUAGAACUUCAGGUCUUCCGUUGAAGAGACAGUGGAGUUCUAUGUAUCAUAAAGAUAAAGAAAUUCCCCCUUUAAACCCUGGUUGUGUGUGUACAGCACAGUUGGACUCUGUUCCGUGUUAAUCCUUUCAGUAAAGGUGUUCUGUGGAGCACAGGGUCCUGCGUGUGUGAGCAGGGCAGAGUGUCCAGGCUGUGUUGCUGUGGUCAUGCGUCAGGCACCACGCGACGUGUGUAAUCAGCUACUUCUGGAGAAGGCAGCUGUCGAUGCCCUCGGCACCGCAGGAGAUUAGCUGUUAGCAACUCAGUUGUCCGUGGUCAGCGCAAGCACACUUAGUCAUGAGUCACAAACGUGAUUCGACAAUCAAACACACACGAACACACACUCAAAUACAUUUGAACACACAUUCAAAGCCUUAUUAGACGGAAGUUGUCUGUGUGUGCUUUGAAGAACAUUAUUAGCUUGAAGCAGUUUUAUUUCAUUUUUUGGGGAUAAUCAACGUGCCUGUGUUAAUUAACAUGACUGUGAGAUUUGUGACUAAAUUGUGCCAUGUGGUUUUGUCUUCAUAGUUCUGUCAAAGUUUGGAGGGAAAAAAAGGCAAAAGAAAACAUAACAAAUACGCCUGAAUGUGUGUGAACUUAUUGGUGCUAACUGACAUUCUGUUCUUGAUGACCCUGUAUUCCAGUGUGCUAAAAACGUAAAUUAUUUUACAACCACAACAAACUUAAAAAUAUUGUUCGCUUUCUAGCAUUGUGCAUUAUGAACUUAGCGAUCAAUGCAAAACAUUUAUAAAUCAAUAAGUGUCAUGUCCCACAUCCCAACCAACCAGCAUUUUACCACUGAUGGCCUUACAGAACCAGUCAGUCUGAUGAACAGGAUCCUUAUUAGCAGACUGACACAAAUCUGGGUUAGCAGCACUAAGUCAAUAUCAGGUUAGCGCCCAGUUAGCAACAGGUUAACACCAAGCUAACAACGUGUUAGCAUCUAGCGUCUAGCUAGCAACAGUUAAGCUCCAAGCUGCAGCAGGUUAGCAUCAAGCUAUCCCCGAGCAACUAUAGCACCGAACAACUAUAGCACUAGACCCUAGCAAGAAGCGAGCUAGUUAUUCUGCUAUAGUAGCAAAGGGAAUUCAUGCAAAGAAGGAAGACCAUUGUAGAUUAAAGUUACAAAACAAAAGAAUAAAAAGCAUUUCAGAAAUGUGAAACUAAUCAAACGCCUAGCGUUAAGUUAACAAGGAAAGAAAAACUAAAACAGGUUGUGAGAACUUCCCCCUCCAGUGUAAACCUUAGUGACAUCUGGUCUGUGUGUAACUCGUAGUAAACUGAACCUGGUGAUGUCAAAUUAGGUUUUUCUCUUUCCACACCCGUCUCUCUCUGUCUCUCUCUGUCUGUCUCUCUCUCUCUCUCUGUCUCUCUCUCUGUGUCUGUCUCUCUGUGUCUGUCUUUGUCUCUGUUGAGCAGUCUUUCCUACUGGUGUUAUUAAACUUUGUUUAUUAUUACCAG